Messenger RNA from Odobenus rosmarus divergens (Pacific walrus), 783 nucleotides. It is a transcript of the gene PILRA, whose product is annotated as paired immunoglobin-like type 2 receptor alpha. Lineage: Eukaryota; Metazoa; Chordata; Mammalia; Carnivora; Odobenidae. The record is from RefSeq and is a predicted model, not a curated record. The coding region runs from base 1 to 783 and encodes 260 amino acids. The transcript is spliced from 6 exons. Gene Ontology annotation, molecular function: MHC class I protein binding.
AUGGCCAAGGGCCUCCCCUCUGGCCUUGACAGAGCUGCUUGUCUUCUCCUCCCCUGGGAGGAGAGUGAGGCAAUGGGUCCGUCCCUGCUGCUGUCUCUGCUGCUGUUGCCGACAUGUCUGCAGGCUGGUAGCUCAGAAGAAUGUGAUUUAAAAACUGGCUAUGGGAUCAAGCAACCAAAUCACCUCUCAGCCCCCAUGGGUGGCUCCGUCCAUAUCCCUUUCUCCUUCUAUUACUGCUGGAAGUUAGCCAAGGAUCCCAGAGUGAGUAUAGCCUUGAGACGGGAACACUUCCAUGCGCAGUUCAUCUACAACAGUACUCAGCCUUUCAUCCAUGAGGAGUACAAGAACCGCAUCUCCCUGAACUUGUCAAUGGGUCAGAAGUUUGGCUCCCUGUGCAUAUCGAACCUGCGGAAGGAGGAUGCGAAUGUAUACUUUUGCCGGAUCCAAGUGAAAACACUAAGACACGGCACGCAGGUGUGGCAGUCCGUCCAGGGGACCAGACUCACCGUCACCUACACCAUGGGCUCAGCCCAGCACACACAGCAGGUACCCAAUGACGACCGAGAGCCCCGUCCCCACCUCUGCCUGUACUGUCCCCACUGCCCGCUCCGAUCUCGCUGCUCCGUGCUGGCCUUUGAGAGGCACGAUGAAGACCAGAACAACAGCGGCAUCCUCUACGCCUCCCUCACUCUCUCCAGCUCCUCAUCACCGGCAGCAUCUCCCUGCAUCCCUCCCAAGGAGAGCCCCCAGGAGGAGACCCUAUACUCUCUCAUAAAGGCCUGA